This is a messenger RNA of Zygosaccharomyces rouxii, 567 nucleotides long. RefSeq names its product Snd3p (gene SND3). The transcript has a single exon. Bases 1 to 567 code for a protein of 188 amino acids. NCBI's taxonomy places the organism in Eukaryota, Fungi, Ascomycota, Saccharomycetes, Saccharomycetales, Saccharomycetaceae. Gene Ontology annotation, biological process: protein targeting to ER. The record is from RefSeq and is a predicted model, not a curated record. Gene Ontology annotation, cellular component: endoplasmic reticulum; mitochondrion.
AUGCUAAACCCUCAAAUCACUAACCUCCUCAUCAUGUUGGUGAUGAUGCAAUUGGCUCGUCGUGUGGAUAUGGAAGACGAGACCAACAUCAUGUAUAUCCGUACAGCAUACGUUGCUUCAAUGGCUCUUUCUUGGACCAUCUACCAAUUGGCACGUAGAGCUAUCGUCGCUAAGAAUGACUUGACCACAUUGAAAUAUGUCAAACCAGGAAACGCUAUGAAGGGUGAAGGUGAAAGUUUGGAAGUUACCACUGUUCGCGAUUAUGAUCUGCAAGAAAUUGACACUGCUAUUAAAGGUAUCUACACUGGUGUAGCAAUGAUGGGAUUCAUGCAUCUUUACUUGAAGUACACCAACCCACUAUUCAUGCAAAUGAUCAGUCCUAUCAAAUCUGCUCUCGAACACAACGAGGUUAAAAUUCACCUCUUUGGUGCAAAACCAAUUGGUGAUCUAAAGAGACCAUUCAGUGCUCCUUCAAUGUUUGGUGCUAAACCAGAAGGCCCAAAGACUGACAAGAAAUCCGUUGAAGCAGCUGAAAGAGCUGGUCAAGGUGGUGUUAAAAGAGAGUAG